This is a messenger RNA of Schizosaccharomyces japonicus yFS275, 855 nucleotides long. RefSeq names its product centromere localized protein Cnl2. NCBI's taxonomy places the organism in Eukaryota, Fungi, Ascomycota, Schizosaccharomycetes, Schizosaccharomycetales, Schizosaccharomycetaceae. The coding region runs from base 1 to 855 and encodes 284 amino acids. The record is from RefSeq and is a predicted model, not a curated record. Gene Ontology annotation, cellular component: kinetochore. The transcript has a single exon.
AUGGAGAAGCAGAUUCUGGAAGAGUUUCUCCUCUUAAACGAGGAAUGGCCGUCGGUGGUCACAGAAGAAGAGUGGAGAAAGCUAUUUCCCCGGCGAAACCGUGAAGAUCCUAUAGUCAGGCAGAUCUACGACCAUUGCGUGCGUGUGAGAAAAAAACGGCUGGAGAAGGUGCGGUCCAGCAUUGAUAUUGAAGCUGUGGUUGUCGGACAAGCAGAGCGGAAGCGUUAUCUGAUGAAACAGAAGCUUGAAUCACAUUACUCCGACCGAUUGCCGUCUCAAGAGCAGCAAUCCCCGCUUGUUGACAGUUUUGUCAAGCCAUAUGGGCGCGGAACAUCGCAUUCGGGUGCGAUAUCACCAGCCGCUGUUCCAAUUGAGAUGGCUGCAGCGGCUCCUGGUUCCAUUCGAGAGGAAGUGGAUCAAGAAUUAACUCCCCCUGGGGUAAAAGACUUAAGCCGACCGCUGGAGCACAACCAGAGAGCACCCAUUGGAGAAGAUGUUUUGCCGAGCGACCUAGCGGCGGCUCCUACCAGUCACGCGGGUCCAAUCCCUGCAGUAGCUGUCGCUACCGAAUUUUGCCGCCCGACCGAGCAGAAACCCUUGACAGUGGACCAAAUGGUGUCUCGGCUAUCCUUGGCCCUGCAGGGUGCAGAGCAGCAGCUCUCAUUGCUCGAACAUGAAGCCCAGCGGGUUUCGGAAAGGGUUUCGUCGUCAGUCUCGGUUCUGGAGAGCGCAAUUGCCGAGUUUGCGGAUUCUUCGGCCGGUCAGUAUUUUCUCAAGCGAACGCAAAAAAUACUCGCCUCGUUUACGAAAGACUUAGCGACUGCUAAAGUUCGCCAGUUACGUUCCCAAAGAUGA